AUGGACAACGCCAAGACUGAGGAGUUGGUGAUCAAGCUUGAGGAAUCUUUGGGUCUUUCAAGUUUGGAGAGUGGUCCAAAACUGAUUGGGGCAAUCAUUGCCGACAAGGUUCCAAACAUGGGUGCCAUAAAGAAUAUCUUAAUGAAAGCUUGGGAAAGUUUUGGUGAGCCAAAAAUCAUGUAUAUGAAGGACAACAUCUUCACCAUUCUGGUUCAGGAUGAGGUUAUGGCUAACAAGAUCAUUGAAGAAGGUCCUUGGUCUGUUAUGGGUUUCUGCUUCUCUGUGCAGCGGUGGCCAAGUAACUUGGCAAUUGAGGAGGCUCCCACACACAUGGUGGUGUACUGGAUACAGGUUCAUGGGAUUCCUCUUAACCUUAUGUUAACAGGAAAUGCAAGGGAGAUUGGAGAGAAGCUUGGAACUGUUCUGGAGGUGGAUGACCCAUGGAACAAAGGCCCAAGAGGCUUCCUGAGAAUACAUACAUUGAUUGACACCACAAACCCCCUGGCUGCGGGCUUUUGGCUUCUGAGACCGGAAGGACUAGAUACGUGGGCUGAGUUAAAGUAUGAAAAGUUGUCUGAUUUCUGCUUUGAUUGUGGUAAGCUGGGUCACACAAAAAAUGGAUGCAAGUUCAAUCCGGACAAGAAUGAGGAUGGUGAGUCUACUGCUUUUGGGGACUGGAUGAAAGCUCGUACUGUUCGUGAAAGGCAUAACCAGGUCAGCCUCAAUGUUCCAAGAAGUGUUCGUCGCCAAGCAGGGCAAAUAAGUAUGAUGAACCUGGGCACCAGAGUGGUGCGUGUGGCCCAAAAAAGUGGAGAAAAUGAGAUUGUUGCAGGAAACAACAAUGGGUCUUGGCAUGCUGACUAA
Prunus mume (Japanese apricot) is the source of this 864-nucleotide messenger RNA. The record is from RefSeq and is a predicted model, not a curated record. Lineage: Eukaryota; Viridiplantae; Streptophyta; Magnoliopsida; Rosales; Rosaceae.